Molecule: messenger RNA, 675 nt
Organism: Harpegnathos saltator (Jerdon's jumping ant)
Lineage: Eukaryota; Metazoa; Arthropoda; Insecta; Hymenoptera; Formicidae
Gene: RpL27A
Product: ribosomal protein L27A
Exons: 6
Coding region: 142-585 (147 amino acids)
Biological process (GO): translation
Cellular component (GO): ribosome; cytosolic large ribosomal subunit
Molecular function (GO): structural constituent of ribosome
Source: RefSeq, a predicted model, not a curated record
UCUAGUGACUUUACCCUGACUUCCGGGCUGGUGCUCCAGGCGGCUGAAAAUAGCGUUCCCUUUCUCACAAGAGACGAGUUUGAACCCCCUGGCACUACCCAGCACAACCAUUAAGAAAUUCUUUUCUGUCACGUCUUCGGCAUGUCGACUCACAAGAAAAAAACUAGGAAGCUGCGUGGACACGUGAGCCACGGUCAUGGUCGUAUCGGGAAGCACAGAAAGCAUCCCGGUGGUCGCGGUAAUGCUGGUGGUAUGCACCAUCACCGGAUAAACUUCGAUAAAUAUCAUCCUGGUUACUUUGGGAAGUUGGGAAUGAGGAAUUACCAUUUAAGACGUAAUACUAAAUGGUGUCCUACAUUAAAUUUGGACAAGUUAUGGACUUUGGUCUCAGAACAGACCAGAUUAAAAUAUAAGGACGUGGAAGGCAAAGCACCAGUCAUCGAUCUUGUAAAAGCAGGAUAUUAUAAACUUCUGGGAAAAGGCCGUUUACCAAAACAACCUGUUAUUGUCAAAGCUAAAUUUUUCAGCAAAUUAGCAGAAGAUAAAAUUAAGGCAGUCGGUGGCGCAUGUAUUCUAUGUGCGUAAAUACUGGAAUACCAACAUUUGGGAGUACAUAUGGAAUCGCGAAGAUGAAAGAUGUUUAAAAAAAAAAAAUAAAUAUUUUUUUUCAACAUA